Messenger RNA from Pisolithus orientalis, 1032 nucleotides. RefSeq lists its product as uncharacterized. NCBI's taxonomy places the organism in Eukaryota, Fungi, Basidiomycota, Agaricomycetes, Boletales, Pisolithaceae. The coding region runs from base 1 to 1032 and encodes 343 amino acids. The transcript is spliced from 12 exons. The record is from RefSeq and is a predicted model, not a curated record.
AUGUCCACCUCAGUAGAAGACGAACUUCAAACCUUGUACGACAACCUCCAACAGAUUCGUCUCGUCAACUACGUUACAUUAUCUUGUACGGCAUUCCUCGUCUACGACAUCCUAACCAACCUCGACAGAGAGAUUCCCUUUAUCUGGAGAUAUUACCGUAACACUGAAGAGGAGCACCUGUCUUGGCGUGGCAGAGCUCGUCGCAUGCUUGUUCAAACACUUUUUAUUUUUGGCCGUUACUAUGCUCCUCUUUACCUUGUGGGAUUUUUUACUGGUACAGUGUCCAUCGUCUUUCUUGCACUGUAUCUCACUAUCUCACUAUUCAAUGGAAUGCUAGUGAACAACUGCCAGGGCCUCUCAGUACCUUUUGGAGGAGAAGUAUUGUACUCGGCGCUCGUCAACAUUAUCCUGGUGAUCCGUCUUAAUGCUAUGUAUCAAAUCUUUCAUGGCACGACGGGAUUACGAAAACACCAAGUUUUUCUUGCCUCUGUAGUCAUCAUUCAAAUUUUGAUCGAAUUCAUCGUAUGCGCUAUACUGGCCACAUGGAUGGAGAAAAGGGUGGUUGAGCCUCCAGCCGGAAUUCCCUGGCAAGGUUGCAUGCUUAGCGAAGAUGCAAACCCUGCGUUGUCACUCCCGGCCUGGGAUUUCACGAUCUCCAAUAUUAAGGAAGAAAUCCGGAACGUUCAGCCAAUAACGCUAACUUUGGUCAGAGAUAGCGUGCUUUUCUAUUUCCCUAUGUUUGGUAAGCCUACGAAUGUGCUGUGUGCUUCAAAUAGAGAACUAACCGCAUACCUCCUGAACCUAGGAAUAUUGGUUUCCACCGUUCCGCUCAUCGCUCUCUAUCGCACGACUAUUGUCACCGUCACUGCUCCGAUAAUUAUAGCCAUCUACUCUUUCUGUGCCUCGCGACUGAUAAUUCACACCCGAGAAAGUUUCACCCGACCAUCCCACGACGCGCCGAGUCGAGAGAUAGAGCCGAUCAACUUUGCGUCCCGCUCGCUGAUGGCGUCGCAUGCGAGCACGCACGCAUGA